Messenger RNA from Didymosphaeria variabile, 2808 nucleotides. RefSeq lists its product as uncharacterized. The record is from RefSeq and is a predicted model, not a curated record. The coding region runs from base 1 to 2808 and encodes 935 amino acids. NCBI's taxonomy places the organism in Eukaryota, Fungi, Ascomycota, Dothideomycetes, Pleosporales, Didymosphaeriaceae. Gene Ontology annotation, molecular function: metal ion binding; glycerophospholipase activity. The transcript has 2 exons. Gene Ontology annotation, cellular component: cytoplasm.
AUGUCGUCCGCUGCGAACCAGUACAUUCGUGAAGUCUUGCACUCAUCCGAAGCGCCUCCCGCGGUACCUGUGCGGUACUUUUAUACCUCGCCCCUCGCCAUCGAUGAUCCGCUCUCGCCCCUGCCGCCACCUACAACGGCCUCGUCGACCGCGCGGAGGCAGCCACCGAGGCCUUUCUCAGAGUACGACAAUGAGGCGAUCAACGAGACAUGGCUUGAUCUACGGAAGAAGAUUCUGAAGCAUAAUGAAGAGCUUGGCGAGAAGAGGAGGAGCAUGGAAGGGCCACCAACACCUACGGCGGGCACGCCUACAUACCCCGCGGUUAUGCGGUUGAAGCGCAAACGGGGCGGAAGCGCAUCUGGGGAAGAAAGGUUGGGGUCGUCACAUGUGAAAGACAUACCGAGCGCAAGGUCGUCGAGCAUGGGCAGAUACUCGCGCUCCUUGGACGUGGGAGAAGGCAGCAGCCCGAGCUCUAGCAGCGGACCGCAGCCGACUACCCUAACCGGCUCGAUACGAGCGCUGGCACUCGAUCCUGCUGAGGGUUCACCGCGGCCAGAGAAUGCUAUGACUGGCAUGCCAUUCUCUAGACUGCCUUCACGAGGCAAUACGCCGAGUCAACGGUUGGCUGGCUCGCUAGAAGAGCGCAGACCGCCGGCGCCGCAGGUGACGGAUAGUUACAAGUGGGAUGAGGACAUGGAAACUGCUCUGCCUGGAAUCAAGGACAAGGGAACGAGCCGGAGGCCGCAGAAACCGAAUUCAGGCCCAUCGGCAAAGGUACCCGUAGGAGUGUCACGGCUGCAUCAUGUUGCUAUGGAUGCCGAGUCGAUACGGAUGGAGCCCACUUACUGGGCGCCGGUCAACGAUGUGGCCAAGGUACUGCGAGGGACAUGGUUCUACAAGGAUACGAUGAUGCCGGUAGAAGUGGAUGUUGCAAACAUGCUGGAAGCUGGUUACUUGGAGAUGAAGCCAUGGACGGAGACGUGGACAGACGAACUAAACAGUGCUGUUGAGGUCGGCGCGUUGGGCGAGAUGAAGAUAUUGCAAAAGCUAUGGCCCGCGAAGCCAAACCAAGUGGACAGUCGACCGUCCACGUCUAAUCAGAUGUUGCCCACGCCAGGUCUAGUCCAGAGUACUAUGCCCGAAGAGCCUUUGGAUUCCGAGAAGGAGCGCCGCACGAUCCUGGAACAUGUAUGCGACAUGAUCGAUAUUUCCACAGGACCCGAAGGACCAGACAAUAAGGCGGCAGGUGAUACUGAGUACGGUCACGGUGGGCGCAAGAACCUAUACCGCUCUGCUGGUGUGCUAUACGCUUCCGAUAAAGAGGCAUAUAUCUUGAAGCCAGCGCUGCAACCUUCCGACUACUAUGGCCGACGACCGCUGGCGAACUACAUCCGUAAGGGGAGACCUAUUGGUAUUCCUGUGGUACGCGGAUUCGACCAGGCUGCAUGGGACAAAUUGUACCCGCCUAAGAGAACGGCAACAGCCCAGAUGGCUAAGCAUGGUGUGUCAAGCUCUCAGGCUGGAGCUCCGCCCUUCCAACGGCAAAGAUCCGACCCAGCUCUCGCGCUAUCAGACCGACCACAGGUUACCGAUCUUGUGCUCGUCAUCCACGGUAUUGGGCAGAAGCUGUCCGAACGGAUGGAGACAUUUCACUUUACGCACGCGAUAAAUGCAUUACGCAGGGAGGUAAAUGUCGAGCUAGGGGACAACGACGUCAAGCGGCAUCUUCGAAGAGAUAUGGGCGGAAUCAUGGUGUUACCGGUCAAUUGGCGUCUCCGCAUCUCUCUCGAGGCCGAAGCGACUGGUCCUACCGAAGUCGAAACCCCCGCCGUCAACAAAUACAGCCUCAAGGACAUCACCCCUAAUACGCUUCCUUCAAUCCGUGGCAUUAUCUCCGACGUCAUGCUUGAUGUGCCAUACUAUUUAUCUCAGGAACACCACCCUAAGAUGGUCUCCGCCUGCAUUCAAGAAGCGAACCGCAUCUACCGCCUUUGGUGCGAGAACAACCCUGGCUUCUCCGAAUGGGGACGCGUCCAUAUCGUUGCGCACUCUCUCGGUUCCGUUAUGGCCAUGGAUAUUCUCUCCGACCAGCCCACUGCCGUAGAUCCGCGUUUCGCCGACCCUGCAUGCCCCGAGUCGGACAUACCCAAGGACCAAUUCAUCUUCAACACAACCAACCUAUUCGUCUGCGGUAGCCCGGUAGGAUUCUUCCUCCUCCUCCGCAACGCGACGCUCCUCCCUCGCGUCGACAAAGAGAAGCCCGGCGCAGACUCCUACGCCACCCCCGGCGUCGCGGGCACCCAAGGCACCUACGGCUGCAUCGCCGUCGACAACAUCUACAACAUCGUCAACGGCUACGACCCCGUCGCCUACACGCUCAACGCCGCCGUCGACGCCGCUUACGCCUCCACCCUCAAACCCGCCAUCAUCCCCUCCGCCACAUCCUCCCUCUUCUCCUUCUCCAACCCUUUCCGCGCUGCCCCCUCCACCAGGAACCACGAGCUCGACCGCCCCUCUACAAUCCGUCUCCCGUCUAAUGUCGAGCUUGAAACGCACGACUUCAGCAGGGAAGAAAUUGCUGAGAAGCGCGCUUAUUUACUCAAUGACAAUGGGCAGAUUGACUUUUAUCUUAAGUACGGUGGGGGCGCGUUGUCAAUUGAAUAUAUCACUAUGCUAGGUGCGCACAGUAGUUAUUGGGUGCAUAGGGAUUUUGUGCGGUUUGUGGUUUGUGAGGUUGGGAGGGGGAGGAGGCAGGGGACGUUGAGGGGUUUGAGGGCGGUGAAGAGGAAGGGGGGGGGUGCGGUGUGA